Molecule: messenger RNA, 3011 nt
Organism: Pseudomassariella vexata
Lineage: Eukaryota; Fungi; Ascomycota; Sordariomycetes; Amphisphaeriales; Pseudomassariaceae
Exons: 3
Coding region: 402-2528 (708 amino acids)
Biological process (GO): fatty acid metabolic process
Molecular function (GO): medium-chain fatty acid-CoA ligase activity
Source: RefSeq, a predicted model, not a curated record
GCUCGUCCUGCGGAACGCUUGCGUGCUGUCACAUUUGUUCCCUGGCUUUUUCAAUUCAAGUGGAAGUACACCUAGAACCGCGGCCAGUUGGAUGUCAGCAAAACAAUAUGUUGCACAGGCCUGCGUUAAGUAGGCCUCAAAGUUGACCCCAAAUGCGACUCGGCCUUUCAGCGCGCUACCCCGCAUAAUACCUAAAAGUGGAUUAGCGGCUGACCAUAAGUACGACGCGUAGACUUCCAUCUUCAAAUCAGUUGCGUUGAAUACCUAAGUGCUGAAGUUGUCGUAUAGCCUCUACUUGGGGCUGAUAUUGCCUCCUGUCAACUACACUGAGCGUGGUGGAUCUACCCUCAGAUUGGUUAGCGGGCUACUUUCCCCCAUGGGCAGUCUUGGAUGUUGAGGCAAUGAUCGUAGCCAAGAUGGCUUCGCUACAAAUGGUACGCAGUAAUUGUGGCGGGCGCCGUGUUUCGGGCGUGGCACGAUGCUUUCAAUCACGCUUGGAGGCACGCAAGUUGGCAACCCAGGGCAGUAGUCUACAGACGAGAGGGGCUGCAACAUCCAACUUAAGCUAUGUAGACGGGCCGACUGAGCCACCACUUUUACAGCAAACUGUGCCGGAACAUUUCGCUUCCAUUGUCUCGCGGUAUGGCGACAAGCUAGCAGUUAUGGCACGCUCGCCAACAGAUGCCGAUCUGCUCUCGCCGACCAAGGCAAAGAAGUUUGCUAUCCCAGAAACUACAACAUUGACGUACUACGACUUGGACUCUCUAUCGAACACAUUAGCUCACUCGCUGCGAUCUCUCGGAGUCAAGAAAGGGGACAGAGUGGCCGUUAGUUUAGGUAAUAUCACGGAAAAUAUGGCCCUGGCAUAUGCCAUGUUCAAGCUCGGCGCCAUCUUGGUGCCUCUCAACCCAGGCUUCACUUCAACCCAGAUAGGCGCCGCCCUUUCUCACUUAGGCGUUGAGGUGCUGAUCAUCGGCGCUGUAACGGAUUUGCCGUACAAGCCCUGUGAAGGCCGCAGUAACCUGUCGCUGCUGCAGGGUAUUCUCCCAAACAUGACUCGCAAAAUAGAAUCACCCGACGUGCCGUCGUUGAAAAAGGUAGUUAUCCUGGACAACACGCCCUCGCAUCCAAAAGCUGAGUUCCCAGUCGGCGACUUCCGGGCUCUGACGCCCUUUACAGAGCUUCUUUCUGGCCCAGCCAGCAACGUCACCCCUGACUCCUCUCUGAACCCAGAUGAGACGAUCAAUAUACAGUUCACCUCGGGCACCACAUCAGUCCCAAAAGCGGCGAUGCUCUCACACACGUCGAUACUCAAUAACGGUGCUCUGAUCGCCAGCCGUAUGGGCCUCACACCUGAUGACCGUAUAGUUGUCCCACCGCCACUGUUCCACUGCUUCGGCAGCGUGCUCGGCUCCAUGGCAACCGCCACCACGGGUGCCGCCAUUCUCUUUCCAUCGCCAGCAUUCCAUCCAGCAGCGAGUCUACGCAUGGCUGCCGAGCAGAACGCCACAGGGCUCUACGGUGUACCUACGAUGUUCAUCGCCGAGCUGGAACUGUUACAAAAACCGGCGCUUACCAACAAACUUCCGAAAGACGCAUUCAGCCAGCUACGCAAAGGCAUUGCUGCGGGUAGUUCGGUACCUGAGAAUCUCAUGCUUCGGAUUUACGAUAAGCUAGGGUUGCAGGAUCUGGUCAUUUGCUACGGCAUGACGGAAACGAGCCCUGUGAGCGUCAUGACCAGCCCCCAAGAUCCCUUCAAGAAACGUACGGUCUGCGUGGGAAAAGCCAUGCCGCACACGGCCAUUAAGAUCGUAGACCCGUAUGACCGCAACCGCAUCGUACCCAUUGGAGAAAGGGGCGAACUAGCAGCGAGCGGGUAUCUGGUCAUGAAGGGUUAUUACAAUGACGAAGCUCGCACAUCCGAUGACCGGGUAGUGGACGCAGAAGGCCAUGUAUGGAUGUACUCAGGCGACGAAGCUAGGAUGGACGCAGAAGGUUAUAUCACAAUCACGGGCCGCAUCAAGGAUCUCAUCAUCCGCGGUGGUGAGAACAUCCACCCCGCCGAAAUCGAAAACAUAUUGUUCCAGUGCCCCGGCAUCCAAGAGGUCAGCGUCGUCGGUGUCCCGGACGAGACAUACGGCGAGGUUGUCAGCGCCUUCGUCAUCCUAGAGCCUCAAUGGAAACUGGCCAGCAUGGCGGCUCGUGAGCCGGAGGACAAUGCAACUUUUAAGCGGAAGCGAAAAGUCAGGGACAACAGCAACAACAACAAAAAUAUCCUGAGCCGGAAAUUCAUUCGGGACUGGGUUAGGGAUAGGUUGAGUAAACACCUGGUCCCGAGGUAUGUUUGGCAGGUGGAUGAAUUCCCUAAGACGCUUAGUGGGAAGAUCCAGAAGUUUAAGUUGAGGGAGAUGGCGGUGGAGAGGCUAAAGCAGGAGAAGAUAGUAGAGGAGUUGGAGAUCGAAGCGGUGGAGGAUGAGAGGAGGAGGUUAGAGGCGAUUGAGGAUGGGUCGGGUUCGUCGAUGUGGUGAGGCGAGAUGUGGGCAGACAAGGGGCGAUGAGACGCUAGCGCGACUGCAUCAGGGUUCGUGGUGUACGAAUUGGUGUCUGCUUAUGCCGGAUAAGUUGGAGGGCUCGUCGAGAGUCGCGAUGACCAUUAAGAUGACAUAUGCAUUUGGGAAAAUAGGAUAAUGUCAAACUGUCGCUGAAGAAGGCAGUCUAGUUUGACAUAGUAAGGGUUGCGAGCGUAGCGUCUCAGGUCCUGAUGAUGCUGAUGGAUCUGCCACAACAGAGUUUUACAUUUUUACCCAUACCCCCUACGGGACGAUGGGCACCUUUCCUACAUCAGAGAGCCUAGUUCAGUUUGCUUAUUUCAAGAAAAAGGACACGGUGGAGGAUUCACUGGAACAUCUGUACUUAACGACCUGACCGAAGCCGCGCCUUCAACAGGCACGGGGUACAAUCGGCCCUCGUGGAAUGCAGCAAAGCUAGUGCUGCCACCCUGAUUCAUGUGC